AUGUUAGAAUGCAAAGAUUCAAAUGGGAGGACAAUUCUCAUUGCAGCCACAGAAAAAAAUGAUAUCAAUUUGGUCAAAUUACUUAUAUCUAAAGGAGCAAAUACUGAAGCAACAUAUAAAAAUGGAAAAACUUCUCUUUUAUAUGCAUCAGAAAAUAAUUUCACGGAACUUGCUAUAUUAUUAAUUUCUAUUGGAGCUAAUAUUGAGGCUAAAGAUUCAGGUGGAAAGACUCCACUUAUAUAUGCUUCCAAAAAUGGUAAUCUUGAAUUAGUUAAGUACUUUUUUACUAAUGGGGCUAAUAUUGAAGCUAAAGAUUCAGAUGGAAAAACAGUCCUUAUCUAUGCAUCAGAAAAUGGUCACCUUGAGGUUGUUAGAUAUCUUAUUUUUGCCGGAGCUAAUAAAGAUGUCAAAAAUCGUUAUGGACUUACCGCCAUUGUGUAUGCACGUCGUGAAAAUCAUCAUGACAUUGUAAAAUUUCUUGAAAAAUGA
Molecule: messenger RNA, 489 nt
Organism: Trichomonas vaginalis G3
Lineage: Eukaryota; Parabasalia; Trichomonadida; Trichomonadidae
Product: ankyrin repeat, PH and SEC7 domain containing protein SECG-related family
Exons: 1
Coding region: 1-489 (162 amino acids)
Molecular function (GO): protein binding
Source: RefSeq, a predicted model, not a curated record